UUUUUCUUCUUUCUUUCCCUCUCUCUUAAUCUGUCAGUUUCUCUCUCUAUCUCCACCAUUCCUCACUCACUCUCUCAAAAACUGCAAAUUUCACCACGCUCCAGAUCACCUUUUCUCUUUCUCUCUCUAGGGUUCCAGAUUCUCUCUCUUUCUAUCAUUUUCUAGAGAGAGGAAAUUCAAAAGCCUUAUUAAAGGAAUUUUGCCUUUUCUUUCUUUAGAUUCUUCUUGAUUCUGAUCAAAUUUUAUAUGAACAAUUAAAUUUAUCCAUAAUCGCAGACGUAGAUAGUUGUGUUGCUGAUUACCCAAGGAGUAACGUCGUGUUACUAUGUGUUUGUUAUUGCCUGAGAAAGUUAGGCCAGUUUGGUAGAAUUUGAUGAUAUGCAGCAGUUCUAUAAAAAAUGUUAUAAAUCAAGUCGGGUGCAUCGGGGUUCUUUCCAGAGGAAGUGUAUGGCUAGGAGUUACUGGACGAGUUUUGCAUGACAAACGUAGUCCCUCGUAUUCCUUCAAUUGUGAGAUUAGAAGGUUCAGGGCAAGUGGAAAAAUGAUGGUUGAUACUGAUUCCAUGCAAAAUCGCGGUUCUGUAGUGGGUGUCUUGCCAGAGAAAGGGGAGAAUGGUGGCUAUGCUAGUGGUGGAUGCAAAAGUGAAGAUGGAAAGUUAAGCUGUGGAUAUUCAAGUUUCCGGGGAAAGAGAGCUAGCAUGGAAGAUUUUUUUGAUGUCAAAAUGUCUAAAAAGAAUGGGAAGACUGUGUGCCUCUUCGGAAUUUUUGAUGGUCAUGGUGGUUCUCGUGCAGCUGAGUAUUUAAAGGAUUAUCUCUUUGAGAAUCUCAUGAAACAUCCAAAAUUUAUUGAGGACACUAAAGUGGCUAUAAGUGAAACAUACAAGAAAACUGAUGUGGAGUUCUUGGAUUCUGAAAAGGAUACAUUCAGGGACGAUGGGUCCACAGCUUCAACAGCGGUACUCGUUGAAAACCAUCUUUAUGUUGCUAAUGUUGGAGAUUCACGCACAGUAAUAUCCAAGGCUGGAAAAGCAAUAGCCCUUUCUGAAGAUCACAAGCCAAACAGACUUGAUGAGCGGAAGAGAAUAGAGAAUGCAGGUGGUGUUGUAAUGUGGGCAGGGACUUGGAGAGUUGGAGGUGUAUUAGCCAUGUCUCGUGCUUUUGGCAAUCGCAUGUUGAAACAAUUUGUUGUGGCAGAACCUGAAAUUCAGGAACAAGAGAUCAAUGAAGAACUUGAGUUACUUGUGCUUGCCAGCGAUGGCCUUUGGGAUGUUGUUCCAAAUGAGGAUGCUGUUACAAUUGCUUGGGCAGAAGAAGAACCGGAAGCAGCUGCUAGGAAAUUAACUGAGACUGCUUUCAACCGUGGUAGUGCUGACAAUAUCACCUGCAUUGUGGUAAGGUUCCACCAUGAUAAUGCAGGCAGGCCCCGGCUCGAGCAGCAGAAGUCACUUGAGCUCCAUCAAGACAUAAGUUCGGAGCCUGGGCCCCAACAAGAAUUGAGUAAUUUACCUGAGUGCCAACAGGAUCAAAAGAAUGUUUUAGAGCUCCAACAAGAUCAGAAUAGUGUCUUGGGGCUCCAACAAGACCAGAACAAUGACCUGGCGCUCCAACAAGACCAGAACAAUGACAUGAAUCUCCAAGAUGAAGACUCCAUUGAAAAAGUACGUUAUAUUUUGAAUGUUACGUUUUAAAUUAUUCUCUCUCAAGAAUGAAGACACCAUUGAAAAAGUACCUUCAAGCUCCUAAUUUCUAAAAGUUUAAAAAAAAAAAAAAAAAAAACCAUUUUCUCUUUAUUUAUCAAAAUCUCAGACAAUGUUCUCCUUUGUCCUAUGCAAAGUUAUUGCAAAUUCCUCCAAAAGUACUAUGUUCCUUUUAUUUUUUUACGUUUGGUAAUAGGUAUUAUGAACAAUGACAUUUUUUUAAUUUAGUGGGUGUAUUGGGAUAUAGCAAUAAAAAAAAUAUUGAAUGGGUAUAAAAUUAAUGGUAGGUACUUUUUUAUUUUUUUUUAAUGAUAAAUUA
Molecule: messenger RNA, 2015 nt
Organism: Chenopodium quinoa (quinoa)
Lineage: Eukaryota; Viridiplantae; Streptophyta; Magnoliopsida; Caryophyllales; Amaranthaceae
Product: probable protein phosphatase 2C 76
Exons: 10
Coding region: 374-1687 (437 amino acids)
Biological process (GO): protein dephosphorylation
Cellular component (GO): cytosol; nucleus
Molecular function (GO): protein serine/threonine phosphatase activity; cation binding
Source: RefSeq, a predicted model, not a curated record